AUGUUGUCAAUUCUCCGGAAAGCCCGGCUGAAGGACAAGGAGAUGAGGAUCCUGAUGCUGGGCCUGGACAACGCAGGCAAGACGACGAUUGUGAAGAAGAUCAUGGGCGAGGACGUCAACACGGUGAGCCCCACGCUGGGCUUCAUCAUCAAAACGAUUGAUUACGACGGAUACAAGCUCAACAUCUGUACGAGCCAACGGGAUGUCGGAGGGCAGAAGACGCUGCGGUCGUACUGGCGCAACUAUUUUGAAAAGACCGAUGCCCUCAUCUGGGUUGUCGAUGCCACGGACCGACUGAGGAUUGAAGAUUGCCGAGAGGAGCUUCACGGUCUCCUACAGGAAGAGCGCCUUUCCGGAGCGAGCCUCCUAGUCUUUGCGAACAAGACUGAUGUCGGCGGGUGCAUGGACGAACAAGAAAUCCUUGAGGGCCUUCAGUUGGAAUUGAUACGAACGCAUCGGUGGAACGUCCUUCGAUGUAGUGCCAUGACAGGGACGAAUCUAAAAGAAGGUCUGGCGUGGGUUGUGGAUGAUGCGAAGAAGCGGCUGUUUCUCUACUGAGGCACACUGCUAUAGGAAACCUCGGUGGACAUACCACAGAGGGGAAUCAUGAACCGUCGGAGCGCCCGUCACAUCGACAUGGACCCCCCCGAGGUAGGUAGCGAGUGGGGUUGAUGGAGUCGACGUAGGUGGAAAGAACAUCGAUGGGGUGACCGACUAGAGCUGCGCGAUAAAGGAAUUCAGAGCAAAGGCUGACUGACAGUC
Verticillium alfalfae VaMs.102 is the source of this 762-nucleotide messenger RNA. Its product is annotated as ADP-ribosylation factor 4. NCBI's taxonomy places the organism in Eukaryota, Fungi, Ascomycota, Sordariomycetes, Glomerellales, Plectosphaerellaceae. The coding region runs from base 1 to 558 and encodes 185 amino acids. Gene Ontology annotation, biological process: protein folding. Gene Ontology annotation, cellular component: microtubule cytoskeleton; cytoplasm. The record is from RefSeq and is a predicted model, not a curated record. The transcript has 6 exons. Gene Ontology annotation, molecular function: GTPase activity; GTP binding.